Anguilla anguilla (European eel) is the source of this 2219-nucleotide messenger RNA. RefSeq names its product pleckstrin homology domain-containing family A member 8-like. The record is from RefSeq and is a predicted model, not a curated record. The transcript is spliced from 8 exons. Gene Ontology annotation, biological process: retrograde transport, endosome to Golgi; endosome organization; receptor recycling. Lineage: Eukaryota; Metazoa; Chordata; Actinopteri; Anguilliformes; Anguillidae. Gene Ontology annotation, cellular component: trans-Golgi network; recycling endosome; early endosome. The coding region runs from base 122 to 2071 and encodes 649 amino acids.
CAGGCGGAUAGCCAAUUCGUAUCUGCACUUUUGUGUGCGUGCGUGCAAGGCACUGGUACAGUAGAACGGUUUCUAUUGAUGGGAAUGAAUGGCGACGGGACAGUGUUCCGACCUCGGCUAGAUGAGGGGCGGCGUCUCAGAGAAAUGCAUCUUACAGCCCAGCCAGUAUUAUUUAAACCGCUGGCAGCCGCGCUGGUUCGUCCUGGACGGAGGAACACUGUCCUACUACGACUCUCAGGAAGAGGCCUGGAAAGGGAGCAAGGGCAGCCUGCAGAUCUCCGCCUGCGAAAUACAAGUGCACUCCUCAGACACCAAGAGGGUCGACCUGACCGUCCCAGGGCAGCAGUAUUUUUACCUCCGCGCCCUUAACGCUGCGGAGAGGCAGAGAUGGCUGGUCGCCAUGGGAACGGCCAAGGCCUGCCUGACGGACAACAGGACCAAGAUAGAGAAAGAGCUGCAGGAGAACGCAGAGGCGCUGAAGGCCAAGAUGUCAGAGCUGCGUCUGUACUGCGACCUGCUCUGCGAGCAGGUGGGCCGGAUCAGGGAGGAGGAGCCUGGCACCGCAAUGGGGGACCGAGGAGACAUGGUCAGGUCCACCUGUAGCUCCUUCCUCAGGACCCUGGAGGAGUGUCUGCUCAUUGCCAGUCGCUCUUUCAGCUCGGACCUGCAGCUGAGAAUUCCCCCCCAGAACCCCACUGUGGGGACCAGCACACUGCACAAGGUCAGAGGUCCAGCCCAGCCCAGUCCCAGCCAAUCAGAACAGAGGCCGGAGCCUAACGAAGCAGAGGGGCGUGGCCACUCUGGGUCACCUGCUGAAGCCACGCCUUCCCAACAUGACGAAACUCUUCCUGCAGAAGAUCACCCUGCAGAGACUACAGACACACCUUCCCAGGACAGACAAGGGCCACACGGGGCGGAGCAUGUUGGAGAAGGGGUGGAGCUAGUAAAAGGAGGGAUGGAACAGGGAGAAGAGACUGAGGCGGAGGACAAGGCAAUUUCUACAAUGCAAGAUGUUUGCAUCAUUCAAACUGAGGGACAACAGGAAGUCAGUCCAGCCAAGGAUGAGGAACAGGAAGUCUGUCCAGCCCAGAAUGAGGAACAGGAAAUCAGUCCAGCCCAGUCUGAGGAUCAGGAAGUCAGUCCAGCACAGAAUGAGGAACAGGAAGUUAGUGCAGCACGGAGGGUGGAACAAGAAGUCAGUCCAGCCAAGAAUGAGCAACAGGAAGUCAGUCCAGCCAAGGAUGAGGAACAGGCAGUCUGUCCAGCCCAGAAUGAGGAACAGGAAAUCAGUCCAGCCCAGAAUGAGGAUCAGGAAGUCAGUCCAGCACAGAAUGAGGAACAGGAAGUUAGUGCAGCACGGAGGGUGGAACAGGAAGUCAGUCCAGCCCAGAAUGAGGCACAGGAAGUCAGUCCAGCCCAGAAUGAGGAACAGGAAGCUAGUCCAGCCCAGUGUGCAGAACAGGAAGCUAGUCCAGCCCAGAAUGAGGAACAGGAAGUCAGUCCAGCCCAGAAUGAGAAACAGGAAGUCAGUCCAGCCCAGAAUGAGAAACAGGAAGUCAAUCCAGCCCAGAAUGAGAAACAGGAAGUCAAUCCAGCCCAGAAUGAGAAACAGGAAGUCAGUCCAGCCCAGUGUGCACAACAGGAAGUCAAUCCAGCCCAGACUGAGGAACAGGAAGUCAGUCCAGCUCAGAAUGAGGAAAAGGAAGUCAGUCUAGCCCUGAAUGAGGAACAGGAAGCUAGUCCAGCCCAGUGUGCAGAACAGGAAGCUAGUCCAGCCCAGAAUGAGGAACAGGACAUCAGUCCAGCCCAGAGUGUGGAACAGGAAGUCAGUCCAGCCCAGAGUGAGGAACAGGAAGGCAGCCUAGCCCAGAAUGAGGAACAGGAAGUCAGUCCAGCCCAGAGUGUGGAACUGGAAGCCAGUCCAGCCCAGAGUGUGGAACAUCAGGAAGAUAUUCCCAAGGAAAGACACAAAGUGUGCCCUGCCCAUCCUGAGGAAGAGGGGGAGGAGGAAGAGCAAGUGGAUGUAUCAUUCAGUGCCGUGAUACAGAAUAAUGAAGAUCCUCCCCCAUGAACCCCCAGUAUUCAGGGACCUAUCAUGCAUUGGGCCCCAAGAUUACACAACCUUGCGGGACCAAAACUAACCAUCAGGAUAUCACAGGGACUCCACCACAGCCUAUACCUCACAGUAAACACCAGCCCCCCCCCCCCCCCGUAUGAUA